AUGUCGUCUUCACAGUACGAGUUUCUGUACAACCCGAUUUUACCCUCCGAGGAGAUCCCUCCCCGCGGAACCCCCAUCGCCGAUCCUUCUGCUAACUCGGUCAUUGCCUGGAUCAAAUGUGGUCCCAACGUUACCAUCGACGAGGCGCGCACGCAGCAUUGGACCGCCAAUGCUCUCCGUGCGGCUGGUGUCUCAGACGUACAAGCCGCUCGCGUAUUCCAUGCGUUUACGGCAGACUACUACGGGUGCUCAAUUGGAUACAUUGCAAUGGAGUACAUCGGUGGUAUAGACUGCGUUAAUCGGCUCCGAGCUCCACCAACCGCGACACUCGGACACAUCGGCGGCGGCACGAGGUCCAUUGUUCACUCCUUCUUUCCCGAGUGGCUUCCCAACGUCGAUUACCGAACCGACCAGGACUUCUAUGCUCAUAUUCACAAUAUCUUUGAAUUCCUGCGCAUCAAAUUCCGCGGCGAUAUAUCGAGUCACGGUCGAUUUCUCUGUCCUUCCGAUUUCAACUCGGGUAACUUCAGGAAGCGUACGAUGGAGGGUGGCCGGUUGGUAGUGGUGGUGUUGGAUUUCGGUGCGACGUGCUUCAUGCCGCUCCCCUUCAUCGAGGUCGCCCUAAAGAAAGCUCGGGACAGCUUUCCCCAAUCAGUUGUCGAGAAGAUCACGUAUCCUCAUGGACGGUCGGACGAUGCAAAGGUUUUACUCUUCGCCUCUGGUUCUCUUGUUCAGUAUGGUAUGAGACCAGUCGCACUACCACCGGGCGUCAGUCCCAGAAUAAAUGGCAGAUGA
This is a messenger RNA of Cantharellus anzutake, 795 nucleotides long. RefSeq lists its product as uncharacterized. The transcript has 5 exons. Lineage: Eukaryota; Fungi; Basidiomycota; Agaricomycetes; Cantharellales; Hydnaceae. Bases 1 to 795 code for a protein of 264 amino acids. The record is from RefSeq and is a predicted model, not a curated record.